This is a messenger RNA of Carassius carassius (crucian carp), 1386 nucleotides long. RefSeq names its product macrophage mannose receptor 1. The transcript is spliced from 6 exons. Lineage: Eukaryota; Metazoa; Chordata; Actinopteri; Cypriniformes; Cyprinidae. Bases 350 to 1297 code for a protein of 315 amino acids. The record is from RefSeq and is a predicted model, not a curated record.
UUUACAGUUUUAAGUGUGUAAUUAGUAGCCAAGAUAAUACAAGAUGUCAAAAACAAUGGAUUUGUGACAAGGUCCCAGAAAUAAUCGGGCCUCUACGAUAGGAUUUCAUUCUGUUAUGAGUGAUGUUUGUUAAGAAAACAGCAGGGAAAUGCAAUUUUCAUAAAUAUGUAAACAUGCUGGAUUUUCAUAUGGAAGAGUUCAGUUACCGGUGAUUUUCAUGCUCUGCAUUUGAAUAAAGACCCUCCUGUUGCAGCAAAGUCAGAAUGGAAAUCAGUCUCGCUGUCUCUACACUGAACUUCUGCUCCGGACCAGAUUUCCAGCAAAGUGAACAAAGCUGUGAGCAAUAGAGAUGAUCCCGAAAACAUUUCAUUUACUUGUUUUACUAGGCCUUUUCUCAAAGACCUCGUGCUACUUCAUUCUCAUCCAAGAAGCGAAGACUUGGACCGAAGCCCGAUCGUACUGCAAGCAGUAUCACGUGGACCUGGCCACGAUUCAGAGCGAUGAGGACAGAUCUAAGAUACAGGAGGUGGCAGCCGCCGGGAAUUUCCAAAGCAGGGCUUGGAUGGGACUGUAUGAUGGUCUGUUUGAUUGGCGCUGGUCUUACCAAGAUCAAAACCUAGCAUACAGUAACUGGGCGUCCGGGGAAGACACCACCUCCAGGACUCAGAGGAUGUGUGGCCUGAUCAGAAACACCAGGGACUGGCAUGCUGUAUCUUGUGAGGAACAAAAACCUUUUUUUUGCUACCAAGGAAAUAGCAUUGCAGGCAAAUUUAAUUUUAACCAUAACAGUCUGAGCUGGCGUGAUGCUCAGCGAUACUGCAGCAGCAGGUACAAAGACCUGGCCUUCAUCAGUGAUUCCAGCGAUAACAACGCCCUGGUACUUCAGCUUAAAUACGUCUACGAUAAGUAUGAGGCCUGGAUCGGCUUGUCCAAGAACCUGUGGCUGUGGUCGGACCAGAGCAAAGUGAUCUGGCUGUCUGUGAAAUGGGCCGACGGACAGCCGGAUAAUGCCAGUGGCAAUGAAAAGUGUGGGUUUGUCCAUGAGACUGGAUUGAUUGGGGACGAUGUGUGCUCGCAUACCUUACCUUUCUUCUGCACGAAACGGAUGAAAACACAGACUGUGAGAUUUGCAGUGACAUCCGCUGGAUCUCUGAAUGAAUCUGCAGUGAUGGAGGCCCUAGAGAAGCAGAUGAAUCAGAUCCUCUCAGAUCAGCAGAUCUCUGGGUCCAGUGUAACGUGGAGAGUCCAGCCUGAUGGACAGAUCUUCCAGCAGCAGAGAAACACACACGAAGAAUGAGCAAUCAUUUCAACACUGCUAGGUUUAAAUCUCUUAUAAUAUUACUAUCAUAAUAACCCUGUAGUAUAAUGUAGGUUUGAUGUCUUUCG